AUGGCGCGCAACAACCCCACGGACCCCUCCGAAUCGCGCGCCGCCCAGGACGUCGAAGCGCCCGCGCACCACGGCCGCGAGAUGCAGGGGACGUACCACUGGGGCCGCGGUGGGGAGGGGAACAUGACGGUUGUCGGGAAGAGUGAGCGCGAGGCGAGCAAGGAGCGGAAGAAGGAGAGGGCUUUGAGUGGGGAGGGGGAGCGGAGGGGCAGUUUUCGGAGUGCGGUGGAGAAGGGGAAGGAGAUUUUGGGGUUGAGGAGGGAGAAGGAGAGGGUGGAUGCUGCUAAUGGGGGUGCGGGUGGGAAUGGGGAGAGUGCGGUUGAGUAA
This is a messenger RNA of Zasmidium cellare ATCC 36951, 327 nucleotides long. RefSeq lists its product as uncharacterized. The record is from RefSeq and is a predicted model, not a curated record. The coding region runs from base 1 to 327 and encodes 108 amino acids. NCBI's taxonomy places the organism in Eukaryota, Fungi, Ascomycota, Dothideomycetes, Mycosphaerellales, Mycosphaerellaceae. The transcript has a single exon.